Phalacrocorax carbo (great cormorant) is the source of this 1611-nucleotide messenger RNA. Lineage: Eukaryota; Metazoa; Chordata; Aves; Suliformes; Phalacrocoracidae. The record is from RefSeq and is a predicted model, not a curated record.
CGAGGACGAGUACGGACAUGGCUGCCCUGGGCCAGCCCCGCCAGGCCACCUACGACGCCAUCGUCAUCGGAGCCGGCAUCCAGGGCUCCUUCGCUGCCUACCACCUGGCCCAGCGCCACAGGGACACCCUCCUGCUGGAGCAGUUCAUCCUGCCCCACUCGCGGGGCAGCUCGCACGGGCAGAGCCGCAUCACCCGCAGCGCCUACCCCCAGGAGGUCUACGCCCGCAUGAUGCCCGACUGCUUCCGCCUCUGGGAGCGGCUGGAGGCUGAGGCCGGCACCAGCCUCUUCAGGCGGACGGGGUUGGUGGCCCUGGGGCCAGCGGGCAACCCGGAGCUGGAGGGCUGCCGGCGCAGCCUGGGUGCUGGCAAGGUCCUUGACGCCACGGUGCUGGCCCGGCGCUUCCCCGGCCUCCGGCUCCACGCCGGCGAGGUGGCCGUGUGGGACGACACCGCCGGGGUGCUCUUCGCUGACCGGGCGCUGCGGGCAGUGCAGGAUGUCUUUCGCCGGCGCGGGGGCACCCUGCGGGACGGGGAGAAGGUGCUGCGCAUCGAACCCGGGGCUGUGCUCACCGUCACCACCACCGCCGGGGUGUACCGAGCCCCCCGGCUCAUCAUCACAGCCGGAGCGUGGACCGGUGCCCUCGUGGCACCCCUGGGUCUCCGCCUGCCGCUGCAGCCCCUGCGCAUCAACGUCUGCUACUGGAGGGAGAAGGAGCCGGGGAGCCCCAGCGCUGACAGACCCAGUCCCUGCUUCUUGGUUCUGGGGCUGAGCCAAGCCCCCCGCGGCAUCUUCGGGCUGCCCGCCCUCGAGUACCCCGGGCUGGUCAAGGUGUGCUACCACCACGGCAGCCCCGCCGACCCCGAGGAGCGGGACCGGGCCCCCCUGGGUGCCCCCCACCCCGAUGUCGCCCUCCUGAGCAGCUUCAUCAGCAGCUACCUGCCCGGGCUGGAGCCCCAGCCAGCCGUGGUGGAGACCUGCCUCUACACGAACACCCCAGAUGAAGACUUCAUCCUGGACCGGCACCCCAAAUUCAGCAACAUCAUCAUUGGAGCCGGGUUCUCGGGCCAUGGGUUCAAGCUGGCGCCAGUGGUGGGGAAGCUGCUGUGCGAGCUGAGCCUGGGCGAGGAGCCAUCCCACAGCACAGCCCCCUUCGCCAUCGCCCGCUUCCCCGGCGUGCUCCAGGCUGCGCUGUAGGCGCGGGGCCCCGGCCGUGCCCCCAUGGCAUCGCCCUGACACCCCAGCACACUGGCAUCCCCGCAUCCGCAUGUGCCACCGUCCCCAUCUCCCUGCGUCCUGCUGUCUCCACCAGCCCAGCACCCCGCAUCCCAGCAGCCCUCCAUCUGUGCACCCCAGCGUCCCUGUACCUCUGCACCCUGACAACCCAGCAUCCCCACAUCCCGGCACCCCUGCAUCCCCACACCCCAGCAUCCUGGUGCCCUGCCUCCCCACAUCCCAGCAUCCCCGUGUCCCUGCAUCCCGUCAUCCCCCAUGCCACGCCGUGCCAAGCUGUCUCUGUCGAGCACCCGCUCCCGGAAACAAAUUAAGGAGCUUUGUCAGCCUCAUGAAGAUGGAGCUGGAACAGCGCAGAGAGACACACUCGCUUAGGAGU